Messenger RNA from Paramecium sonneborni, 653 nucleotides. The record is from the annotation of a GenBank genome assembly. Lineage: Eukaryota; Ciliophora; Oligohymenophorea; Peniculida; Parameciidae.
AUGUAGAAAUUGGUUUCAGCAUCAUGUAUUAAAUCAUAUCAUUAUAAUAUAAACAUAUAAAAAAUUUGUGUUUUGGAUAGAAAUAAUUAAAAAAAGAAUUUAGUUGGAUUAAGUUAUGGUAAAUUAUACUAUAAACACAGUAUUUGGAAACGAAUUGGUUCGCUCUAAUUCAAGUCUUAAAGUUUAACCUUUUAGUGGAAAACCAUUUAAAAUUUGAGGAAUCUAUAUAAUAAUCAUUUAGAUUUCUGGUAGUCAUUCUUCUGGAAAAGCUUUACUAACAGAAAAUUUAAUGAAUGAACUAUAAUCAUUAGGAUUUUUAGUUAGUGCAGUUUUCGAUCAUAAAAAUUUUAUUUUAGUAAGCAAAAUUCUGAUUCACUUAAUAAUGUACUCUGUAUAAAUAAUUAAGAUUAUCAAAAGUGUUUGGUAUAUAUUUCACUAAUUUUUAGACAAUAGCCAUCAAAACCCUAUUGACUACUAAAGAUAAAAAAGUUAUUAUAAUUGAAAGAACUUGGAUUCUUUAUGAUAGAUAUUCAAGAGAUUUACUUGAUUUGUAGAUUAUCAAGAAAACAUAUUUAAAUUUUAUAAGAUUUAAGUAUAUAAGGAAGUAUAUACUAAACAUAAAGAUGUGGAGAAAGUUACUCACAAUUACUUGA